Messenger RNA from Lethenteron reissneri (Far Eastern brook lamprey), 4714 nucleotides. RefSeq names its product E3 ubiquitin-protein ligase SIAH1A-like. Gene Ontology annotation, cellular component: cytoplasm. The record is from RefSeq and is a predicted model, not a curated record. Gene Ontology annotation, molecular function: zinc ion binding; ubiquitin protein ligase activity; ubiquitin conjugating enzyme binding. Gene Ontology annotation, biological process: proteasome-mediated ubiquitin-dependent protein catabolic process; multicellular organism development. NCBI's taxonomy places the organism in Eukaryota, Metazoa, Chordata, Hyperoartia, Petromyzontiformes, Petromyzontidae.
AAAGUCGAAGGCGGCGGCGGCGGCGGCGCCUGAGGCCCCGCGCUGGAGGAUUUAAAAUUUAGUUUUUUUUCAAAAAAAAUGUCUCUAAAAUGUUCAUUGUUUCCACUCUCAUCGAUCCCGCAAGAUAUCUGACGACGACGACUACGACAACAACAACGGCCAAGUGCACCUUGAGGCCACGUGAAGUGUCGAAAGCCCGCUGGCAGGAGGUCACGGGGCAGACCCAGGUGCCACUGGUCGACUGACCGAGAUGACCGAGAUGACUGGCUGAUGCACCACCUGUGCCCCCUACUGUGCCAACUUGCUGUGCUUUAGCCACCCGGCGCUCCGCUCGUUGUUGUAUGAGCCGCCCUUCGUCAGCCGGGGGCGGCAAAAGCGGCGGUGGAGGAAACAAGCAGAGCCAGGCCACGACGUCGUCGGGUCUUGCACCAUGCGGCAGCGGCGGCAGCAGCAGCAGCGGCAGCAGCAGCGCCGGCAACUCCACCUCGUCCCCUCUUCACUCGGGCUCGCAACAGCAGCAGCAGCAACAGCAGCAGCAGCAGCUUCAGGGGCAGCAGCAUCAACAACAACAACAUCAUCAGCAGCAGCAGCAGCAAGGGCACGAGCUGACGGCGCUCUUCGAAUGCCCCGUGUGCUUUGACUAUGUCCUGCCGCCGAUCUUGCAGUGCCAGUCGGGCCACCUGGUGUGCAACUCGUGCAGGCAGAAGCUCUCCUGCUGCCCAACAUGCCGGGGACCGCUGUCGCCCAGCAUCCGCAACCUGGCCAUGGAGAAGGUGGCCUCAACAGUGGCGUUUCCCUGCAAGUACGCCCCGUCGGGCUGCGCGCUGGCGCUGCACCACUCGGAGAAGCCGGAGCACGAGGAGCAGUGCGAGUUCCGCCCCUACCCGUGCCCCUGCCCCGGCGCCUCCUGCAAGUGGCAGGGGCCCCUGGAGAGCGUCAUGCCCCACCUGGCCACCUCGCACAAGUCCAUCACCACGCUGCAGGGGGAAGACAUCGUUUUCCUGGCGACGGACAUCGACCUGCCCGGCGCGGUGGACUGGGUGAUGAUGCAGUCGUGCUUCGGACACCACUUCCUGCUGGUCCUGGAGAAGCAGGAGAGGUACGAGGGCCACCAGCAGUUCUUCGCCGCGGUGCUCCUGGUGGGCUCGCGCAAGCAGGCCGAGGGCUUCGCCUACCGCCUGGAGCUCAACGGCAACCGGCGGCGGCUGAGCUGGGAGGCGGUGCCGCGCUCCAUCCACGAGGGCGUCUCCUCCGCCAUCCUCAACAGCGACUGCCUCGUCUUCGACGCAGCCGUGGCGCACCUCUUCGCCGACGGCGGCAACCUCGGCAUCAACGUCACCAUCUCCAUGUGCUGACGUUGGGGGUGGUGGGGGAGGAGGAGGAGGGGAGUGGUGGUGGCGGUGGAGGUGGUUAAGGUGAGAGAAACUUGUAACGCCCGCCCGCCUGCUGCUCCGCGCGCGCGCUCGCUGUCAAACCGCGCCGCCAACUUGAAAGGAAUAUGAAGGGAAAAAGAAAAAACGAUUUGAAGUCGAAUCGGACGCUACGCCGACUGCUGGAGAUUGUUUUUGACGAGGACGGCCGCGAGGAACGCCGUCCUGCUACGGCGUGAAGGAAUAAAAACGUCGAAUCGAUUCGUCGUCUGCGGCUGCGGCGGCGGCGGCUGCUUCGUCAAUUUACAGAUCCUGUCGGCGGUAAACCGCGUGGCGGCGAAUGAAUUAUAAAAAAGAAAAUUCGGACGCCGCCAACUUUGAACUCGAAUCUGUCCCGAGCGAGCGAAACGAGCUUGCGGGCAACUUGCGGACGGCGCAACUCGGCGACGCGAUGGGAGGGGCACGCUCUCGGCCGGAGGCGCUCGCCCACCCCGCCAAGGCUGGCCAGUAACAGCAGCACACACUGGAGGACGAUGGGAAUGGACGAUGGUGCACGCGUGUGCGUGCGUGCACGCUUGCCGGACUUCAUAAGUGCCGCUCGCUAACGACACUUUGCCCACCCCCCCCCUACCCUACAGUCCGUUGAGGCUAUCCCGGGAAGAUCUGUGUCUUGUGUGUGUGCGCACGCUCGUGAUAUCUCCUUUUUAAGAUUAAGCUUUUUUUUUCCGUCGCCACGCCCUCCCCCCCCCUCCUUCUUCCGUAACGUUUUAUCCUUUUAAUUGUCAUUUUGUUUUCGUUACUUUUACGGACGCACGAAGGCAACGGACGCCAGCGAACGGUCGGCGUGCUUAUUUGUGAUUUGGCGUGAGAGGAUGAAAGUAAAACAAAAAAAUACAAACACAGGAGAUGACCCCCGCGAAACCGGUCGUGAAGUGACUGUGGUCGUUGAGCGAGCGUCGGGAACGCACGUUUAAAGGCUCGUUUCGUUACGAUAGCAUCGAGAUCAAACGCACUUCAUAAUAUUUAAACGAUGGAUAUUAACGCGUAAAGAUACGACGUUAGAAGCACGUAAUGUUACAAGAGACACGGUUAAUCGAUGCAUUCAUUCAUAUUCGCUGCACCUACAGCAGCCCGUCGUCGUUGACAGGGAGGAACCGGGUGGGUAAGUUAACGCCCGGCGCUCUUUAACACGGAGUAGACUUUCGCGACCAAUACCAUCCAUAACACAGGUUUUUUUGGGUUGGAUCGCGUAAAUAUAUAAAUGUGUUAAACCCGCCACCACCCGACACGGCCAAUUAGUGAAGGUUUGUCUCGUAAACAGAACGUGCCAAUUCGUCACCAGUACAGCAUGCCGCUUGUGUGUUGGAGAGCCAAGCCACAACAUUUACCACGACGUUUCGCCAGUAAUUACAACUAGCUGCAUCAGGCGGCGUGCUGUACUCGUAACGAAUUGGCAGGUUCUGUUUACGUGACGAACCUUAAAUUUCGAUUUAAAGCUUUCGUGACUGCAGGGAUUCAUCUUCUUGGUUCUUUCGGUAAAGUCGCGUAGAAGGGAAAUAAUAAAGUAAUAAAAUAAAAGAUAAUAAAAUAAUUCUCACGACGUUUCGGCCACAACGCAAGCAGCCGUCCUCAGGUGGAGAACAGGUCUGUCGAGAAGACUCUGUCUAUUAUUUUAUUAAGAAGGUGACAAACCUUACUAAUUGGCCGUGUCGGGUGAUGGUGGUUUGAACGACACAACAUUUAUAUAUUUACGCGAUCUCACCCAAAAAACUGAACCUGUAUUAUGCACUGCGCUCUGCGUGAAGGCCCGUCAAGUUUGGCGAUGAGUUGCGCUAACGAGCGGGGGGCGUGGGGGGGGGGGGCGUGCUCGUUUAGGGGGCUUCUGCGAUUUCUUACAGCAGUCGACCCACGGGUGAAUGAAAUAUUUAAUUGGGUUGGGGGGGGGGGUCCUGCAUUUAUUAUUCUAUCAGAUAUACAAAUGCCGGGCCCCCAUUGCGAGCACACGCACUUACACACCGUCAACUUAGCCAAUCCACUGCUGGAUGACGGUGGGCCCUCCCGCGGGACUCGUUUGAUUGUGGGUUGUUUGUACGCCACCGAUUCUAACUAUUUUGUUAUUUUACCACCCAGAAGACGUCCCGGGUGUGUGCGCGCGUAAUGUGUGUCCGUCGCGCGCGCGUGUGCGCGUCACGCUUGCACGUCGCGUAUGUUGACUCAGCUGUGAGUAACCCAGCCGGAAAUGGGUAUCCGUUGUAAUUUAUAUGAUGCAACACGUUCCUUCCGAGUGGGCAGGUAGGAACUUGCUUGGAAAGCGCAUUCGGGCGGCGCGUCACGUGGUGCUGAGCCCGCCCGAAGCGCUCUAUGAAAUACAAAUCGAGGGCGUGGCUAUGCACGACAGACAGACAGACAAAUAAUCCCUGGUGGGCAGUGUGGAACUGUUGUUCCUAGCUGUAUUAACCUCGCUCUGGUCCUCACACCUCAUUGACGACGCCACAUUUAUCCCUCCCCGGCUAUUUAAGACCGAAGCAGGAGGAAGAUUUCUCCACAACUCUGCGGCAGCAGUCGCAAACGGGUUUUGAUUCCGUACCUGUACCCUUACCCGGCCGCACCAGGGUCGCAAACGGGUACCCGUACCCGGCCGUACCCGUACCCUACCCGUACCCGGCCGGGUACGGGUAGGGUACGGGUAUCGGGUACCUGAUUGCGACCUCUGGGAUGAAGCCACGUUGCAGGCGCGGGUGGGUUGAUUCUAGGAACUUGAAUUGUGAAAAGAGACAAGACGUUCGGAAAUGAGUGACAAACGGUUACUCACCAGUGACUCACGGCCUACCCGUACCCGUACCCAGCCGCACCAGGGUCGCAAACGGCUACCCGUAUCCGGCCGGGUACGGGUAGCCGGGUAUCGGGUAGGGUACGGGUAUCGGGUACCCGGUUGCGACCUCUGCUCUGCGGCUGUCCGCCUGAUGACGAUGGUUGUCGUAAUUACUCGCGACACGUCGCUAUACUCGAAUUGUAAAUGCGGUGGGUUUUGGCUCUCAACACACAACCGGUGUGCUGAACUAGCAAUGAUUUGGCACGUUCAGUUUACGUGACAAUCCUUGCUAAUCGGCCGUGUCGGGUGGUGGCAGGUUUAACGACACGGUUAUAUGUACGUGAUGCAACCCAACAAAAAAAAACCCUCUUGCAGUUAAUUAGCAAGCGCGCAACGAGGAUGGCGAGACCAAAACGCGCUGGUGCACGCUUCCCCGGAAACAACGAGCGGGUCAUCACCGAGCUUAAAUUUCGAUUUAAAGCUUUCGUGACUGCAGGGAUUCAUCUUCUUGGUUCUUUCGGUAAAGUCACGU